Molecule: messenger RNA, 1713 nt
Organism: Puccinia graminis f. sp. tritici CRL 75-36-700-3
Lineage: Eukaryota; Fungi; Basidiomycota; Pucciniomycetes; Pucciniales; Pucciniaceae
Exons: 3
Coding region: 85-1272 (395 amino acids)
Biological process (GO): fatty acid elongation
Cellular component (GO): endoplasmic reticulum
Molecular function (GO): ketoreductase activity
Source: RefSeq, a predicted model, not a curated record
CUAAAUCAUCUUCAACAAAUUCUCCCAAGCAAGAUCAAAUUUUCCCACUAGUCGAAAGAGACAGCGAUAUUUGAGCGAGUCAAGAUGAGUUUUCAUGGAUUGGUAAACCUGGUAAAAUCGGUUCAAGCCGAACUAAUGAAUGUCAAAGCGACGCCCGGUUCGAUCCUAAUAGGUUCAUUAAGCUUGAUCGGCCUGCUGACAGUGGCCAAAUAUCAACUAUCAUUCAUGAACCUGUUGUUCUGCUUCUCACCAUUAUCGAAGCCGUUCAAGAUCUCAUUAGGAUCCUUAAAGGGGAACUUAUUUCUAAAACAGAAAGACCGACAAGGGGGCGAAAAAGAUCAAAAGACGCCGGCUACCAAGAACUCUUCCUCAUGGGCGAUCAUCACCGGACCGACGAAUGGGAUUGGCAAAGAAUUUGCCAUCGAACUAUCCAAGGCGGGCUUCAACCUGUUCUUAAUCGGCAGAAAUCCGAACAAAUUAACGAGUCUCCAAGACGAGCUGAUGAAAGUAAACCCAACGAUCGAGGUCGAGAUUGAAACGAUCGAUCUAUCCGAUAAUAACCCAGGGGGUAGAGGUGAAGAGAAAGACUCAGGAUCGGUUGCGGUACAAGAGCAGACUCAAAGCAAGGAAUGGAAGAAGAUCCUCGAGAAACUGAAGCAGAUCUCCAGCCGCUCCAACAUCUCCAUCCUCAUCAACAAUGCCGGUCUAUCCCAUUCGGAACCGAUCGAAUUCCAGAUGAACGAUCUCGAUCAAGACAUCAAUUCGCUCUUGAACGUCAACGUCUUCUCGGUCUUAUACCUCACCAAAUUAGUCCUACCCUUCAUGUUACCUUACAAGAAAGGUUUGAUCCUCAACGUCGGUAGUUUUAGUGCGUUGAUCCCGACCCCCUUGUUAUCCACGUACGCCGGCUCCAAGGGGUUCUUAUACACCUGGUCUCAAGCCCUUGGUACUGAAUUGGAACCUCGAGGAAUCGAUGUCAAGCUGCUAAACACCUACUUUGUAGCCUCAGAGAUGUCGAAGAUCAAGAAAGCCAGCUUCCUGAUUCCGACGCCGAACGCUUACGUGAAACAAGUGCUCAACAACCUGAUCUCGACCAACUCGAAACCAUUCAUCACGACCGGCUACUUCUCCCACAGUCUCCUCGAAUUCUUCUUGGACCAUUUCGGCUCGCUGAAGUUUUGGUUGAAGUUCAACUUGAACAUGCAACGCUCGAUCGUCAAACGAAUCCAAAAAAAGAAACAACGCAUCCAACAACAACAAUCUAAGAAUUGAUCUUCAAUCAUACCAUGAAAUUUAGAAUGUCUUUGCCUUUUAUUAGAUCUCUCUCUCUGUCUCUCCAGAUCAUCCACCUAAUAAAAUUACCUUGUGAUAUCAUCUACCAAGUCGAUUUUUACUCUUUCUUUUUUCCGUAUAUUUAUUGUCACAUGAUAUGCAAGAAUUACCCCGAUCCCUAUUUUCCACUCUCUCAAAGAAUUAAAGCGAUCGAUUUUCUUGACUGUUACGUACUUGAGCAAUUUGAUUUAAAGAAUCCGGGCAGCAAAAACAAAUCACAGAGCUGUUCCAUAAGAAUUGUUAAAAGGAAAUGUGUACAAUCCAAUUGACAUCUAAUCUAUCUUUGAUAAGACGUAUUACUAAACCUAGCAAAAAAACGAACAAGUUGAUAUUCAAGAGAAGUCAAAGAAGCUGUGACAAUUAUUUGAGGAAAGAGCUCAA